AUGACAAACACCUCAAGUUUCCCCUUUACCGUCACAGAGCAUAUUAUUGAUGGCCAGUAUAUCCGCGAAUAUCCCCGGGCAACCGUCUCACAAGGUGCUUGCUUAAAGCUAGCGGUUAAGAAAUAUGUCCCCACUGACAACCCGAAUCCUCAACCUGGGGAUGUGACUAUUAUUGGGGCACCUGGUGGUGGCUUUCCAAAAAAUGCAAAGGAAUUAUAUGAACCGUUAUGGGAAGAUCUCUUUGUACAAUGUAAGAAGAGUGGAAUCAAAAUUGGAUCAAUCUGGACUGCAGAUGCUGCGAAUCUCGGUGCUAGCGGAGUCGUGAAUGAAGAAUUACUGGGAAAUGACCCAUCUUGGCUUGACCAUAGCCGGGAUCUUCUAUACAUGAUCAAUCAAUUUCGCGAUGAAAUGCCGCGACCCAUAAUUGGCGUGGGUCAUAGUAUGGGUGCAGGGCAGCUUGUCCUGCUUUCUCUAAUGCAUCCGCGCUUGUUCACCUCUUUGGCUUUGGUUGAGCCAGUGAUAGUACCAGACACCUUCAGUGGAUACGGGCCUUUGCUUUCAAAAUUAUCACUCAGGCGACGUGAUUCCUGGUCAUCCAGAUCCGUGGCCAUUGAGGCAGCGCGAAAAUCACACAAGAAAUGGGACGAACGUGUUUUUAAGCUAUGGGCUUUACACGGGUACCGCAGGCUUCCAACUGCUCUCUACCCGCAAAACGCGGAGAGUGGCACACUUGUCACCGAUGAUGGACCAGUCACCUUGACUAGCACCAAGCACCAAGAAGUGAUGCAAUAUGUCAGGUCAAAUUUCGGAGGUCACAAGCCUGUAGGGCAAGAAGACUCUCUCUCAGGACCUGCUUAUGACCCUUUGUUCCAAGCUGACGUGAUUGGCCCUCCGUUGAGAACAGCGCCCUUUUACCGCAGCGAGCCUGUUAUAGCAUGGAAGCUACUUGAUCAUGUCCGGCCCUCGGUGCUUUAUAUCUUUGGAGGGACCAGUCCAAUGUCGACACAUAAGCUUUGUGCUGAGAUAAUACAGCGAACUGGCGCAGGCAUCGGAGGGAGUGGCGGUGUGAAGAGUGGACAGGUGAAAGAGGAACGAAUUGAAGGAUUUGGACAUCAGCUACCACUUGAAGAAGUGGCUAGAACAGCAUUGGCCUUGGGGGUGUGGAUCGACUCGGUUGUGCACAAAUGGCACGCGGACGAGAUUCGCAUUGCGAAAGAUUGGGCAGAUCUGCCUGCAAAAGACAGACUAAGGGUUUCAGAAGAAUGGAUGCCUGGACUGGAUCUUGCUUGCAAGUUAUAUGAACAGAAGUCAAAACUCUGA
Molecule: messenger RNA, 1320 nt
Organism: Penicillium nucicola
Lineage: Eukaryota; Fungi; Ascomycota; Eurotiomycetes; Eurotiales; Aspergillaceae
Exons: 4
Coding region: 1-1320 (439 amino acids)
Source: RefSeq, a predicted model, not a curated record